Molecule: messenger RNA, 2814 nt
Organism: Anopheles bellator
Lineage: Eukaryota; Metazoa; Arthropoda; Insecta; Diptera; Culicidae
Product: sodium/hydrogen exchanger 6-like
Exons: 10
Biological process (GO): sodium ion transport; proton transmembrane transport; regulation of pH
Cellular component (GO): recycling endosome; membrane
Molecular function (GO): sodium:proton antiporter activity
Source: RefSeq, a predicted model, not a curated record
AUGAUAACCGCCUCAGAGCCACUGGAAUUCAUUCCACGAGGCCGUCAGGCGGUGGAGCAACACACUGGACCCAUCACCGCCAGGCAGGUCCCGCCGGCUGAAUUCUUGCUGUUGCAGCGUAUGCAAGAUGUUAACCUUUCACUUGACGAGGAAAAAUCGGUGGACGAGUUCUACACGCUGCGUGCCGUACCGAUUGGGUCGUCGCCACAGCGAAAAGAGACCGCGAGCGGGAAACGUUAUGAAUUGCAAGCCAUUGCGCCGUUCCAUUGCACCGAAGAGGAGUUGUACGUACGUGGUAGUACGGCCGUCUGGACGCGUAACGCUGGCGGUAGUUGUAUCGCUUCAACCGGUCUUCUUCAGACUGCUCUAACUUGUGACAAUGCCAUCAAAUUUGCAUUUUUUGCUCCGGCGCGCUUUCUCGUUCCGGAUACGGAGCCUGCUGAAAACGGGGAUACCGGCACACCUAGGACCGGAAUCUGUCUCGUGGAUCGUGAUGUGUUGCAGGUGUACUGUGACACCGGUGAAACCUAUGCUGCCAAGGUAGAAUGCCCAAUUGCAGCCAUUUGGCUUAUACCCUGCGGCAUUCUCUUGGAGAAGGACCCUUCCCGGUCGGUGCUGGAGACGGAAGCAAUCCCAAUGCCGCGCCUCUUUACUCUUACCUAUCCGACCGACGACAUGCGACCGGUUCUGCUACAACAUGCUUCCAGCACUUCGGUAGCCACGUACCUUACUGAACCGCAGUACCGUGUUGUGUUCACGUGCGAACAAUUGGAGUUGGUUCUGUUAUACGACAAGCAACGGGACACGCACUUUGUAUGUCGCUUGCGGCCAGCGUCAGAGUGUCCACCACCUUCGGAAUGCCCUCUCCAAGGAUUUGGUAAUUACAGUGCGGGUCAAAAGUCUAGCGUCGGGGGUCGAACUUCCACUGGCGGUCAGUACAUCACACCGUCUACAAGCAUGUACAAAAGUUCACUACUCGCACGCCAUCAUAACGCAUCGACCACUCAGCGAAGCUUGGCUUCCAGCCGUGUGCAGGGAACGGAUUUGGGUGGCAGUGGUGGAAUUGCACGAGACAGCAACGCUAGUCUGGAUGCCACGACAAGUAGCAUGGUUGGCGGUGGUCGCGCCUCAUCCAGUCUCGCCAUGUCGCAGCUCUCUUUUCUCCAGUCGAUGCUGUGCGAAGAAGUGAACGAUUCGCACGAUCAUCGGCGUUUCGGUGUGGCCGAACCUUCGAAGCCAAUCACCGCCGAGUGCCUGGCGACCGUGACGGCCGAAUCGACCGAUAUCGAGCUCGAUGCAAAGGCUAACAAAAUGCACCAGAUAGAUUCCCUUAAUCUGUUGCUCUACACUUUUCUUCUCACACUGACCGUGCUAACCAUUUGGUUGUUCAAACACCAUCGAACCACCUGGCUACACGAAACGGGCCUGGCAGUUAUAUACGGACUCAUCGUUGGUGCCAUCAUUCGUUAUGCGGGUACUACUACGCCAAUAAUUCACGUUGCCGUCGAACCUGAACCGGACGUUAAGUUUAACCAAAGCCUCCCACCCGAUACACUUUGGCUCAAGUUUCCGGGAAUCCUUCCCCACGGAUCCGAUCAACCAGUGAAAGCCAACAAAACGUAUACAUACAGCUUCCGGGGGGAUCUGGGCAACGCCGAGGAAAAUGAGAUCGAUCUUAAAGCUACCUUUGAUCCUGAAAUAUUUUUUAAUAUCAUUCUACCACCGAUAAUCUUUCACGCUGGUUACAGUUUGAAAAGAAAAUAUUUUUUCCGAAACCUAGGAGCAAUUUUGAUGUUUGCUAUAAUCGGUACAACGCUGUCGGCAUUUUUAAUUGGAGCCCUAAUGUACGGAUUCGUGCAGCUGAUGCCAAAACUCAAAUCAAGCUUCACGUUCCUGGACACGCUCUAUUUCGGGGCACUGAUUUCCCCGACCGAUCCUCUGACGAUUUUAGCCAUCUUUAGCGACAUGCACGUCGACGUCAAUCUAUAUGCACUAGUUUUUGGAGAGAGUGUUCUCAACGAUGCAGUUGCUAUUGUACUCAGUGGAGCUAUACAAAAUUACGGCGAACACUACUCGAGCAAUGGAGAGUUCGAAGGGCAUGCCUUUCUCCGUUCGCUGGGCGAUUUCUUCAGCGUAUUCGCUUUCUCUCUAUUGAUCGGAGCCUCGAUGGGCUGCGUUACAGCUAUGAUGACGAAAUUCACGCGGAUACGAGAUUUUCCGCUGCUAGAAUCUGCUCUCUUUGUGCUAAUGUCAUAUAGUACGUUUUUGAUUGCCGAAGCCGCGGAGUUGACAGGUGUCGUAGCGGUGCUCUUUUGUGGAAUUUGUCAAGCUCAUUACACAUAUAACAAUCUGUCGGAUGACUCUCGAAUACGAACGAAACAAAUAUUCGAGCUACUCAACUUUCUUGCGGAGAACUUUAUCUUUUCGUACAUAGGCGUAUCAAUGUUUACUUUUCCAAAGCAUCACUUCGAUCCAUUGUUCAUCUUUACUGGUUUUAUGUGUGCGGCAAUAGGGCGUGCUGUUAACAUUUAUCCACUAUCCGCUCUACUAAAUAUUGCUAGAAAGCCAAAGAUAUCGUGGAAUUUUCAGCAUAUGCUGUUCUUCGCCGGGUUGCGUGGUGCGAUGUCGUUUGCACUUGCGAUCAGAAAUACAGUGUCCGAUGCGCGACACGCCAUGUUAACAACGACAUCCCUGAUUGUGAUUACCACUGUGAUUAUUCAAGGCGGUGCUGCAAAUUUUCUGUUAAAUUGGUUAAAAAUUCCUGUUGGAGUAGAUGAUGAAACUGAGGUGUUACCUUUCCAAGGAGUGCGUAGC